This is a messenger RNA of Eleginops maclovinus (Patagonian blennie), 5286 nucleotides long. RefSeq names its product protein kinase C beta type-like. Lineage: Eukaryota; Metazoa; Chordata; Actinopteri; Perciformes; Eleginopidae. Gene Ontology annotation, biological process: intracellular signal transduction; peptidyl-serine phosphorylation. Gene Ontology annotation, molecular function: zinc ion binding; ATP binding; diacylglycerol-dependent serine/threonine kinase activity. The record is from RefSeq and is a predicted model, not a curated record.
CGGAGGGAGAGCAGUGCGGUGGCAGCUCGGCAGAAAACCCAAACAAACUACCGAAAGACAACCACUAGCUGAUCGCUCCUGCACAGCUUCUACCCCUUCUACUCGGAGCUUCGCCCGGAGAAGCGACUUCUGCAACCCCGGAGGCUUAAACUAACUUAGCGUUGGUUCGGUAAAGUCAGAAAUAGGAGACAGUUUCUCAGACCGGGAGAAUGGCAGACUCGGCGGCGGCCAACAGCGACGGGGAGGACGGAGGUCGCGAGGAGCCCAUGCGGGGCUUCGCGCGCCAAGGAGCCCUCCGCCAGAAGAACGUGCACGAAGUGAAGGACCACAAAUUCAUCGCGCGCUUCUUUAAGCAGCCCACCUUCUGCAGCCACUGCACCGACUUCAUCUGGGGUUUUGGCAAGCAGGGAUUCCAGUGUCAAGUGUGUUGUUUCGUGGUUCACAAGCGCUGCCAUGAGUUCGUCACUUUCUCCUGUCCAGGUGCCGAUAAAGGACCCGCAUCAGAUGACCCGAGGGCAAAGCAUAAGUUUAAGAUCCAUACCUACUCCAGCCCGACUUUCUGCGAUCACUGUGGCUCUCUGCUCUACGGCCUUCUACACCAGGGCAUGAGAUGUGACCACUGUAUGAUGAACAUCCAUAAGCGAUGUGUGGCGAAUGUGCCGAGCCUGUGUGGGACAGACCACACUGAGAGGAGAGGUCGCCUCCAGAUCACAGCGGAGGUCAAGACCAACGUACUCACUGUCACCAUCAAAGAGGGCAGGAAUCUGGUUCCUAUGGACCCCAACGGGCUGUCAGACCCCUACGUGAAGCUUAAACUGAUCCCAGACCCCCGCAGCGAGAGUAAACAGAAGACCAAGACCAUAAAGUGCUGCCUGAACCCCACCUGGAAUGAGACCUUUAAAUUCCACCUGAAGGAGUACGAUAAGGACCGCCGUCUGUCGGUGGAGAUCUGGGACUGGGACCUGACCAGCCGCAACGACUUCAUGGGAUCACUGUCAUUCGGCAUCUCGGAGCUCCAGAAACAAGGAGUGGAUGGAUGGUUUAAGCUGCUCUCCCAGGAAGAAGGCGAGUACUUCAAUGUUCCCGUCGCUCCAGAAGGGGAGGAGGGCAACGAGGAGCUACGGCAGAAAUUUGAGAGAGCUAAGAUUGGACCAGGCAAGAACACAGAAGGCAAGGCGGCAAACGCUGCGGCCCGCUUCGACUCCAACGGCAACCAAGAUCGCAUGAAGCUGGCCGACUUCAACUUCCUGAUGGUGCUGGGCAAGGGCAGCUUCGGCAAGGUGAUGCUGGCAGAGCGUAAAACGACGGAGGAGCUGUACGCCAUAAAGAUCCUGAAGAAGGACGUAGUGAUCCAGGACGAUGACGUUGAAUGCACCAUGGUGGAGAAGAGAGUGUUAGCGCUGGCUGGAAAACCUCCGUUCCUAACACAGCUGCACUCCACCUUCCAGAGCAUGGACCGUCUGUAUUUUGUCAUGGAAUAUAUAAACGGAGGAGAUCUGAUGUAUCAGAUCCAGCAGGUCGGCAAGUUCAAAGAGCCCCACGCUGUAUUCUACGCUGCGGAGAUAGCCAUUGGUUUGUUUUUCCUGCAUCUAAAGGGCAUCAUCUACAGAGACUUGAAGCUGGACAAUGUGAUGCUGGACUGCGAGGGUCACAUUAAGAUCGCAGAUUUUGGCAUGUGUAAAGAAAAUAUGAACGACGGAGUCACUACCAAGACCUUCUGUGGAACACCGGACUACAUAGCUCCUGAGAUCAUAGCCUAUCAACCGUAUGGAAAGUCUGUGGACUGGUGGGCCUUUGGAGUUCUGCUCUAUGAGAUGCUAGCUGGACAGCCUCCAUUUGACGGUGAAGAUGAGGAUGAGUUAUUUCAGUCCAUUAUGGAGCAUCACGUCUCCUAUCCCAAGUCAAUGUCCAAAGAGGCUGUCGCUAUCUGUAAAGGGCUGAUGACGAAGCAUCCAGCGAAGCGACUGGGCUGUGCACCGGAGGGCGAGAGGGACAUCCGGGAGCACAGCUUCUUCCGCUACAUGGACUGGGAGAAACUGGAGAACAAGGAAGUUCAGCCGCCCUUCAAACCUAGAGCUUGUGGCCGGGAUGCCGAGAACUUUGAUCGCUUUUUCACGCGCCACCCGCCGGUGCUGACCCCUCCCGAUGAGGAAGUGAUUCAGAACCUGGACCAGGACGAGUUCCAGGGAUUCUCCUUUAUCAACCCGGAGUUCCCCGGAGCUGACGCUGCCACACCUGCCGCCGAGCAGGCUUGACUUCAUCUCAUGCACACAUGGACACAUGCACGCACACACAUAUAUACAUCAUUAUUCUCCCCUACAUAUCAACUUAAAAAUCCUGGAAAUGAUGUGUGCUGUUAAAGGAAGAAGCCAUGACUUAAACAUACACACAAUAACAUUUUUACACACACGUUUUUCGCACGGCUGCAACCUUUAUGCAUUGUCACUCUAGUGCAGCGCCAAAACUAUCAUUAAAACUGAGAAAUUGAGAUGUUAGAUUAGACCAAUUCUGUAUUUUUCCAUGCUUUGACAUGGUCAAAAUGUAAUCUUUUUGAUAAAUAUGAGCCGUUGACUCUCUCAAAGCUUCAUUUUUGAGACACCUUACUCAGCCCAAGCCUGUUGAUCAACUUGUGGCUCACAGUGUGAACGAAGGACAAUAGUUUACCAGGAUCAGAAUAAGGAUUAGAAAAUGAAUGGUGCCCCUAAAAUGUCCCUGAAAUCAAAAUGUUUCUGCGUUGUCAUAACUGCAGGUAAUUUAAACCUUAUACACAGUAGUCAUGAUAUGCGCAAAACACACACACACACACACACACACGCACACACACGUAACAUAGCUUCAGCAUUUCAUUUUAGAACUUUCUUUUGGUGGAAAUUGUGAUUUAACAUUUAUUUUGUUCAUUCCAGUGCAAUCAGAGUUGGACCUGUACUUCUGAUGUGCUUAUUAUUCAAUGUGUAAUAAUAACGGCGUAUGUACAUUUAUCUUUAUCUUAGCUAAAACUGGAAUGCUUCACAUACUUGUGCAUGAGUUUCUAUAUCAAUAACAGCCCUGGACUUAGUCUCCCAGCAGCAUUUUAACAUCGUAUCUCUGCACCACUCUGCUGCCGUGUGUGGCUGUUUUUCAGGGAUUUCAAAAAACGUAUUCAAGAUAAUUGGUGUAUGAUUUUACCCAAUAUGGAAGAUUUAUGCCAAAAAAGACCACAUACAUCGGAUUUUCUUUGUGUCCUCUUUGUUGUUGCAGCACUGAGAUCAUGUUGGUGAAAUGCUGCUGGGAAAUGUAGUCCUAUAGGCUUUGGGUCCGUUGAAUAGAUAGAUAAUACUACUUUGUAUACUCUUCUUUUCUGUUUACUAGUAUAUAAGCAACGAAAGAGACUAGCAGAUAGAUUCUUUGUGUUUUACAAAAGCAUGAUACAGAUACCCGGGUGUUUGUUUACAGCAUACGUAUGUGUGUGUGUGUGCACAGGAAUGUUUUAUAUGUGUGUGAACGGGAAAUGAAAACGCACGUUAGCAUUAGCAUUUUUGUACGUGUGUCGAUGCAUGCCUUGCCUGGCCUUGCGUUUACGUUUCUAUUUAUAGUGAAUAUCCACUUGACUUCCAACCAGUGGCUCCACAAGUGGCAGAAGGGAACAAGCACCGUCAGUUACGUCCAGUCUUGCAAAUUACACCUUCAUAAUUCGUGGAAAGCAGCACCUCUGUACUAGGGAUGUUUUUUGAUGGCCUGGAAAUGUAAUUAAAGCCAGAUUCUGCUUUUGAAAUGCAGGUUAAGUACCUCCAAUCUCCAAAAGUUCCUAGGCCUGGCGAGGGUGUAUGCGUCUGAAUAAAGGCCACUAGCUAGAUAUCAAACAGCGGACCUACAAUCAUGCAGCUUGACUUCUGAUCUAGUUUUUUGGAUGGGAUAAGGCCUCACUGUGAUUGGUGUUUUUCAAGUAGCCCUCUGCAUGCAAAGUAUCCAUCCGAACUACAGCAGCAGCAAAUGAGGAACAGGUUAAAGCUAGGCCUUCUGAAGCAGGCAAGUGUGUGUGUGUGUGUGUGUGUGUGUUUUGUUUCCCCUAGCUAGCAAUAAUCUUGUUGACAGGAAGGCCAAAUUGGUAAUGAACCAAUCUUCAGAAGGCUCAGGUUAGGACUGUAAUUAAUUCACAUGCAAAAGGCUGUGAGGUUAUGAGGCUUAUUGGUGGGUUUAUUUAUGUGGCCGGAGAGAAAGGCAGCUGUAGACUUUUCAGUGCAGCUAACAUAGUGUGGACGUGGCUGAAGUGCUUCCUCAUAUCACACUCCUCAGGACAUCAGGUGAGUUUUCUCUGCAGGUUCACUGGUGGUUAUCAGUACAACUGGCAUGACAUGUUACAGUAUCUGCAGGCGAAGAACGGUUACGCUGCAGUAUCAUGCAGUUAAUUCACUUGGGAAAAAAACGGUUCUCUGUCAUGCUAACAGGCGUGGGAGUCUCUUAGAUUUCCACAUGUAGAAAAAUAUCAUGCAACAUUGUUAAAAUAAUUUCAAAAAACAGGCACUGGAAAUAUGUGGGCCAGAUGAUAAAGGGUCAGCAGAACGCUAAGAGAGCUACGGAUUGGUUCCUGAUGGGAAUGCCACUGCAUUUUUGUGACAUUGAGACCUGUUUUGUGAAGUUAGAUUGGUUUAAUUGGUGCUGGAAAGUCACUGAUUUAGUUACUCACAUCUGGAUAAAGUCUGGGUCUGUUUUCUUAGUCCUAAACAUUUAACUGCUGAUGAGUUCAGCACAGAAGAGCAGCUUUAGCAUUUUCAAAGUGUCGUCCCGAUAAGAGUCUGAAAGUGAAUGUGUUUUUAUGACUUCCAUUAUCUGCAUUUUACCUUCAUUGGUAUUUAUACAGUCAGUGUCUCCUGUAUUAUAACAACACAUACCUAUAUAUAUAUAUAUAUAUAGUUAUACAUAAGCAUAUAAAACUGUGUCAAAUGUUGAUAUCUACACCAUGUGGUCAGUAUUGUAAAAGAAGACAGGAGAAGUUUUCUCUUUUUGUUUCUACGACUCUUUACUGAGAAGCAAAAUGGACUCUGCAUGAAGAUUGCUUUUGUUUGUUUAUUAGUUAGGAUUUAUAUACAUUUAACAUAUUAGGGUGAUUCAUGUUUUCUGUGUGUGCAUUGCUUCAAAGUGGGAUCAAAGCUGCUGUUGUGUGUGCUUUAUGGGAAAGUAAUACACCUCAAGAAAAAAAAAGAAAGAAUAAUGAUUCUCAAAAUGCUUUCCAUGUGCCAAAAUUAUUUUGUUUGUUUGUUUGUUUACCAACAAAGACAGGCAUACACAAAAUAAAGGAUUUAAAAGUUG